Messenger RNA from Symbiodinium necroappetens, 392 nucleotides. The record is from the annotation of a GenBank genome assembly. NCBI's taxonomy places the organism in Eukaryota, Dinophyceae, Suessiales, Symbiodiniaceae.
GGGAGAAGGGCUUGAACCCGGAGGAGCUCCAGGAAGCUUUCGCUCAGGCGGAGGAGCUCAGCUACGGACAGGAGGCGACCGUCGAGGCAGAGCAUGGGCCGAUCUUCCUCAGUGCAGCUCCGUCAGGCGCCAGUCUGGGUGGUUCCUUCUGGUCCCUGGAGGCUUUGGGCAUUCGCCUCGCGGUCCUUGGCGCGGCUUGUGCCCUGUCGGUGCCUGUGUCCCAGGGGCUGGAGACGGAGGUCCUUCGGAAAGCUGAAGUGGUGGUGUGCCCAUGCCUUGCCAAAGAGGGGGAAGGCGCAGAAGUUCGCGCCAGUCUGCCGGAGGUUUCGCACCAGGCUGCAGCUGUCUUGGGUAGAGGCGGCAACGUGCUCAUUCCCAUUGGAGCGGACCAG